AUGCAAGCUGUCAUGUUCUGGGGCGUAUGGCUAGCUGUGCUCCUGUCCUGUGCUUGUGCGACGCCCUUGCAAGUGCGGCAUGGUGAUCACGAGCACGCAGGCACCGCGGGCAAGGAUCCCAUGUCGUAUGCUGCGAUGGAGUCAGGGACUGGCCACACGGACAUGGCCUUUGGGUACGACUCGGUGGCGCCUCUUAAAGUUCCUCCGUUCUGUACAGUGGCGAACGCCACCGACAAGCUGAAUCGCACGGACGUGGCGCACUGUAUCGCGCUAGACGAGAUCGACCGGCCGAUCAGUGCCGCAGAGGCGGGCUGGGCCCUGCGUCCCAGCCCGCCGAUCAAUGUAUCGAACGUGCAUGCGCACGCACAUGGCACGGAGAAGCCUAUGGCCAUGCUCAACGAGACGCGUCUCUUCCUCCGCAAGGGCGCGGUGCCCCUUAGCUACGUCGAGUGGGACUUUGGAACGGGACUCGGUCGUAUGUCGGAGCUGCGCCGCUUUGCCAGUGUCGACGCGGCACAAAUCCAAAAAAUGUGGCCCAAGCGCCCAGUCAUUGGCGCCUCAGGGGGCUACUGGCGCACGCUCGGCGACAUUGACUACCCCGUCGCGUGGAAUUCACUGCGUGAAGAUAUCCAAUGGAGGACCAGCGGUGGCUCCCAGGAGCCAUCGCGCCAGCGUGGCCUGCUUGUGGCCACCGUGUGCCUGUUUGUGGUGGCAUGCUUCCUGCUGCUCCCGCUGCUCCUGUGCCUGCAGUCGUCGCAAUCGUCGCUCGUGCCGCUGCUGUCGCUCUUGUACCUUGGAACCUUUACGCUCUCCGUGGUCCUGGGCCGCAUGUACUUUGCCCUGUCGCCUGACCUGUACCCCCCCAGCGCGCUACCGGGUCUUGUACGCACGCUGCUUCUGCUGUCAUACGGCUGCUUUGUCUCACCAGCGGCACAACUGCUCCUGCUCAUCGUACCCCUCGUGCGUGGCCGCUUGCGCUCGUGGGCGGACGUGCAGCGUCUGCUGCAGGUGCUCGCGCGCGGCCGUGCCGUGUCGGAUGCAUCUGUGGGAGCGGCCCCGCAGUCGUCGCCGAGCACCGAGGGCACACUGACCGACGGCGUGCCGCCGCACGAGCGCGAGGAAUUUCUCAUGUUUGAUCAGGACCAGGACGUGCCACUCAUGGACGCCCCGAUGCUGUCUGAUGCGCGUGGGGAUGACCUGCCGCUACCUGCGGCGCUGCGCCGCCCGUGGGAGCGCCUGGCCGAUGCGCAUCCGCGUGUGUGGUUCUCGCUGAGUCUCGCGUACACGACCAUCUCGCGUGCGCUUGUCCCGCUUGCGUUUGUGGUCGUGUAUGUGGGCAUUGCGAUCUACACGGGCUCGUGUCGUCGUGCGUACAAGAACGUGUGCCUGGCGCAUGGCAUCAAGGGUGCUGUAUUUUUCUGGUACGGUGUCUUGACAUUUGCGCGCUACCUCGGUGCCUUUGGCGAAUAUGGAUGGGCAUGGAACAAGCGCCCGACGCUGGCCAACACGAACAAAUACGCCGCCUACUGGCGGCGCACGAUGCCGUCGGGCGAAUUCGUCGAAUGCUUUGCUAUUUUCCUCUAUGGCAUUACCAACACGUGGCUGGAGCGCCUAGGCGCCAAGCCGGGCGACCCCUACACGGUAAAGCAGCUCCAGCACAUUUCCAUUGCGGUCAUGUUCUGGUUCGUCGGGCUCGUCGGCAUGUCGCUCGAGUCCAACUAUGUGCGCUCGCUCCUUGCGUACGCGGUGGUGCGUGGGCACCCCUCGGCUGUGGCGCCGCGUGGGAGCGAGAGCGAGGUCGAGGCGCAGACAGCGCCGCCGUCGUACAGCAGCAGCUUCAAUCCCUUCCCCGCACUGAUUAUUGGUGUCACGGGCGUGGCGAUGGCCCUGCACCACCAGGACUACGAGUACGAGGUGGAAGUGCACAUUCUGUGGGGUAUCAUGCUGGCAGCUUUUGCGUUCCUGCGGUGUACUACGUACUUUUUCCUGUGGCUGCGCCCGCCCACAAGUGUGCUGCCAAGCCGCCCGCCGAGCGAGGCGAUCGGCUCGUUUGCCCUGUGCUGUGGCGGACUUCUCUUUAUGCUCUCGAACGAGGAGGUCUCGUUCGCAGCGAUGCGUGCAGACUACGCGGAUGGCAUGGCCGUUAUGAACCUGGCCGUGUCUCUCGUGGGCCUCGUGUUCUCAUGGACCUUCUGUAUCAUGGUCGUUAAGGCCUGGGCCCUCCGCCGCGAGACAGCUGGCCGGACGCGGCUUGUGGCGCCUGCGCACUGGUCCAGCGCCUCCAAGGCUGCGCCCGAGUCCCUAGAGAUGCGCAUGCAGCCCUAG
This is a messenger RNA of Malassezia sympodialis ATCC 42132, 2325 nucleotides long. RefSeq names its product Tvs1p (gene TVS1). NCBI's taxonomy places the organism in Eukaryota, Fungi, Basidiomycota, Malasseziomycetes, Malasseziales, Malasseziaceae. The record is from RefSeq and is a predicted model, not a curated record.